This is a messenger RNA of Lathyrus sativus (Indian pea), 822 nucleotides long. The record is from the annotation of a GenBank genome assembly. NCBI's taxonomy places the organism in Eukaryota, Viridiplantae, Streptophyta, Magnoliopsida, Fabales, Fabaceae.
AUGGAGCUCACUCUUCCUCAACCUCAAUUGCACCCCAAAUGCCUUCCAUUUCCCUCUCUCAAAUCUAGGGUUUCUGUUUUUCAGACAACACCAUACCCACCUUUCCAAGCUUCAAUCGUUUCAGCCAAUCAACGCUAUCUCACGCCAUUGAAUACUCCCAGAAGCAUCUCCACCUCUGCUUUGCUGGGUGGCAACAACACUUCAGUUUCCCCAAUUGACUCAGGUGCUAGAAUUGGAGAGGUGAAAAGGGUCACCAAGGAAACCAAUGUUUCAGUCAAAAUCAACUUGGAUGGAUCUGGGAUUGCUGAUAGUAGUUCUGGAAUUCCCUUCCUUGAUCAUAUGCUUGAUCAACUUGCAUCACAUGGACUGUUCGACGUACAUGUAAAGGCUACGGGUGACAUACAUAUUGAUGACCAUCACACAAAUGAGGAUGUCGCUCUUGCUAUUGGAACGGCUUUGCUGCAGGCUCUUGGUGAUAGGAAGGGUAUUAACCGGUUUGGUAACUUCUCUGCUCCACUCGACGAAGCAUUAGUUCACGUUUCUCUGGAUUUGUCUGGCCGACCACAUCUAGGUUAUGAUUUAGACUUACCUUCUCAGAGGGUUGGGACAUAUGACACUCAGUUGGUGGAGCAUUUUUUCCAGUCUUUGGUGAACACGUCUGGUAUGACCCUUCACAUUCGACAGUUUUCCGGAACGAAUUCCCAUCAUAUUAUUGAGGCAACCUUCAAAGCAUUUGCCAGGGCUCUUCGACAAGCGACAGAGUAUGAUACACGUCGCCGUGGAACAAUACCAAGUUCGAAAGGAGUUCUCUCGCGCAGUUAA